Arvicanthis niloticus (Nile rat) is the source of this 5131-nucleotide messenger RNA. It is a transcript of the gene C3, whose product is annotated as complement C3. Gene Ontology annotation, molecular function: protein binding; endopeptidase inhibitor activity. The record is from RefSeq and is a predicted model, not a curated record. Lineage: Eukaryota; Metazoa; Chordata; Mammalia; Rodentia; Muridae. Gene Ontology annotation, cellular component: extracellular region. Gene Ontology annotation, biological process: complement activation; inflammatory response.
AGAGAGGAGAGCCACAUAAAGAGGCACCAUCCACAGCCUGGCUCACCACUGCCCACCCCUGUCCCUUACCCCCUCUCUCCUUCCACCUUUGUCCUUCACUAUGGGGCCAGCUUCAGGGCUCCAGCUACUAGUGCUACUGCUACUGUUGGCCAGCUCCCCACUAGCUCUUGGGAGCCCCAUGUACUCCAUCAUUACUCCCAAUGUCCUACGGCUGGAGAGUGAAGAGACCAUCAUACUAGAGGCCCACGAUGCUCAGGGUAACAUCCCAGUCACAGUCACUGUGCAAGACUUCCUAAAGAAGCAAGUGCUGACCAGUGAGAAGACGGUGUUGACAGGAGCCAGUGGAUAUCUGAGCAGGGUCUCCAUCAAGAUUCCAGCCAGUAAGGAAUUCAACUCAGAUAAGGGGCAAAAGUAUGUGACAGUGGUGGCAAACUUCGGAGAAACCGUGGUGGAGAAAGCGGUGCUGGUAAGCUUCCAGAGGGGGUACCUCUUCAUCCAGACAGACAAGACCAUCUACACCCCGGGCUCCACUGUCUUCUAUCGGAUCUUCACUGUAGACAACAACCUACUGCCUGUGAACAGGCCAGUCGUCUACACCAUUGAGACCCCUGAUGGCGUUACCAUCAAGAGAGAAACUGGGACCCAGAACAAAUAUGGCAUCUUGUCUUUGUCUUGGAACAUUCCAGAACUGGUCAACAUGGGGCAGUGGAAGAUCCAAGCCUUCUAUGAGCAUGCACCGAAGCAGACCUUCUCUGCAGAGUUUGAGGUGAAGGAAUACGUGCUGCCCAGUUUUGAGGUCCUGGUGGUACCCACAGAGAAUUUUUAUUACAUCGAUGACCCAGAGGGCCUGAAAGUUUCCAUCACAGCCAGGUUCCUGUAUGGAAAGAACGUGGACGGGACGGCCUUCGUGAUCUUUGGGGUCCAGGAUGGCGAUAAGAAGAUUUCUCUGGCCCAUUCCCUCACACGAGUGGUGAUCGAAGAUGGUUCCGGGGACGCAGUGCUGAGCCGAGAGGUGCUGAUGGAGGGGGUACGGCCCUCCAACGCAGAUGCCCUGGUGGGGAAGUCCCUGUAUGUCUCCGUCACUGUCAUCCUGCACUCAGGUAGUGACAUGGUAGAGGCAGAGCGCAGUGGAAUCCCAAUUGUCACCUCCCCAUACCAGAUCCACUUCACCAAGACACCCAAAUUCUUCAAGCCAGCCAUGCCCUUCGACCUCAUGGUGUUCGUGACCAACCCUGAUGGCUCUCCAGCUCCCAGAGUGCCAGUAGUCACUCAGGGAUCCGAUGCACAGGCUCUCACUCAAGAUGAUGGUGUGGCCAAGCUGAGUGUCAACACACCCAACAACCGCCAACCCCUGACCAUCACAGUCCGCACCAAGAAGGAAGGUAUCCUAGACUCUCGGCAGGCCACCAAGACAAUGCAGGCACAACCCUACAGCACUAUGCACAACUCCAACAACUACCUACACCUGUCAGUGUCUCGAAUGGAGCUCAAGCCAGGGGACAAUCUCAACGUCAACUUCCAUCUGCGCACAGACCCAGGCCAAGAGAGCAAGAUCCGAUACUACACCUACCUGGUUAUGAGCAAGGGGAAGCUACUGAAGGCAGGCCGCCAAGUUCGGGAGUCUGGCCAGGACCUGGUAGUCCUGUCCCUGCCCAUCACUCCAGAUUUUAUUCCUUCCUUCCGCCUGGUGGCUUACUACACCCUGAUUGGAGCUAAUGGCCAAAGGGAGGUGGUGGCCGACUCUGUGUGGGUAGAUGUGAAGGAUUCCUGUGUAGGCACGCUGGUGGUGAAGGGAGACCCAAAAGAUAACCGACAGCCUGCACCUGGGCAUCAGACAACACUUAGGAUCGAGGGAAACCAGGGGGCCCGAGUGGGGCUAGUGGCUGUGGACAAGGGGGUGUUUGUGCUGAACAAGAAGAACAAACUCACACAGAGCAAGAUCUGGGAUGUGAUAGAGAAAGCAGAUAUUGGCUGCACCCCAGGCAGUGGGAAGAACUAUGCUGGCGUCUUUAUGGAUGCAGGCCUGACCUUCAAGACAAGCCAAGGCCUGCAGACUGAUCAGAGAUCAGAUCUUGAGUGCGCCAAGCCAGCUGCCCGCCGCCGUCGCUCAGUACAGUUGAUGGAAAGAAGGAUGGACAAAGCUGGUCAGUACACGGACAAGGGUCUUCGGAAGUGCUGUGAGGAUGGCAUGCGCGAUAUCCCUAUGAAAUUCAGUUGCCAGCGCCGGGCACGCUUCAUCACCCAGGGCGAGAGUUGCAUGAAGGCCUUUAUAGACUGCUGCAACUACAUCACCAAGCUGCGUGAACAACACAGAAGAGACCGGCUGCUGGGCCUGGCCAGGAGUGACAUGGAUGAAGACAUCAUUCCAGAAGAAGAUAUCAUCUCUAGAAGCCACUUCCCAGAGAGCUGGUUGUGGACCAUAGAAGAGCUGAAAGAACCAGAGAAAAAUGGAAUCUCUACGAAGGUCAUGAACAUCUUUCUCAAAGAUUCCAUCACCACCUGGGAGAUUCUGGCAGUGAGCUUGUCAGACAAGAAAGGGAUCUGUGUGGCAGACCCCUAUGAAAUCACAGUGAUGCAGGACUUCUUCAUUGACCUGCGACUGCCCUACUCUGUGGUGCGGAAUGAACAGGUGGAGAUUAGAGCUGUGCUCUUCAACUACCGUGAAAAGGAGACUCUUAAGGUGAGGGUGGAACUGUUGCACAACCCAGCCUUCUGCAGCAUGGCCACCGCCAAGGAGCGCUACUUCCAGACCAUCACAAUCCCUCCCAAGUCCUCUGUGCCUGUGCCUUAUGUCAUCGUCCCCUUGAAGAUUGGCCUCCAGGAGGUGGAGGUCAAGGCUGCUGUCAUAGGCCACUUCAUCAGUGAUGGUGUCAAGAAGAUACUGAAGGUUGUGCCAGAAGGAAUGAGAGUCAACAAAACUGUGGCCGUCCGUACACUGGAUCCAGAGCACCUCGGCAAAGAGGGAGUGCAGAGGGAGGAAGUGCCUGCUGCCGACCUCAGUGACCAAGUGCCAGACACAGACUCUGAGACCAGAAUUCUCCUGCAAGGUACCCCGGUGGUUCAGAUGGCAGAAGACGCUGUAGAUGGGGAACGGCUGAAACACCUGAUCGUGACCCCUUCAGGCUGUGGAGAGCAGAACAUGAUUGGCAUGACACCAACGGUCAUCGCAGUACACUACCUGGACCAGACCGAACAGUGGGAAAAGUUUGGCCUGGAGAAGAGGCAAGAGGCCCUGGAGCUCAUCAAGAAAGGGUACACCCAGCAGCUGGCCUUCAAACAGCCCAGCUCUGCCUAUGCUGCCUUCAACAACCGGCCCCCCAGCACCUGGCUGACAGCCUACGUGGUCAAGGUCUUCUCUCUGGCUGCCAACCUCAUUGCCAUCGACUCUCAGGUCCUCUGUGGGGCUGUUAAAUGGCUGAUUCUGGAGAAACAGAAACCAGACGGUGUCUUUCAGGAGGAUGGACCUGUGAUUCACCAAGAAAUGAUUGGUGGCUUCCGGGACUCCAAGGAGGCAGACGUGUCGCUCACAGCCUUCGUCCUCAUUGCACUGCAGGAAGCCAGAGACAUCUGUGAGGGGCAGGUCAAUAGCCUUCCUGGGAGCAUCAACAAGGCAGGGGAGUAUCUUGAAGCCAGUUACCUGAACCUGCAGAGACCAUACACAGUGGCCAUUGCUGGGUAUGCCCUGGCCCUGAUGAACAAACUGGAGGAACCUUACCUCAGCAAGUUUCUGAACACAGCCAAAGAUCGGAACCGCUGGGAGGAACCUGGCAAGCAGCUCUACAAUGUGGAGGCCACAUCCUAUGCCCUCCUGGCCCUGCUGCUGCUGAGAGACUUUGACUCUGUGCCUCCUGUGGUGCGCUGGCUCAAUGAGCAAAGAUACUUUGGAGGUGGCUAUGGCUCCACCCAGGCCACCUUCAUGGUAUUCCAAGCCUUGGCCCAAUACCAAACAGAUGUCCCUGACCACAAGAACUUGAACAUGGAUGUGUCCAUUCACCUCCCCAGCCGCAGCUCCCCAACCACGUUUCGUCUGCUCUGGGAAACUGGCAGCCUCCUGCGAUCGGAAGAGACCAAGCAAAAUGAGGGCUUCUCUCUAACAGCCAAAGGGAAAGGCCAAGGCACAUUGUCGGUGGUGACAGUGUAUCAUGCCAAAGUCAAAGGCAAAGUCACCUGCAAGAAGUUUGACCUCAGGGUCACCAUAGGACCAGCCCCUGAGACAACCAAGAAGCCUGAAAACGCCAAGAGUACUAUGAUCCUUGACAUCUGCACCAGGUACUUGGGAGAUGUGGAUGCCACUAUGUCCAUCCUGGACAUCUCCAUGAUGACUGGGUUCAUUCCAGACAUGGACGACCUGAAACUGCUGAGCUCUGGAGUAGACAGAUACAUCUCCAAGUACGAGAUAGACAAAGAAGGCACCAAGAACAGCCUCAUCAUCUACCUAGAAAAGAUCUCACACUCCGAAGAAGACUGCCUGUCCUUCAAAGUUAACCAGUACUUUGAUGUGGGACUUAUCCAGCCGGGGUCGGUCAAGGUUUACUCCUAUUACAACCUGGAGGAAUCAUGUACCCGGUUCUAUCAUCCAGAGAAGGAGGAUGGAAUGCUGAGCAAGCUGUGCCACAACGAAAUGUGCCGUUGUGCUGAAGAGAACUGCUUCAUGCAUCAGUCACAGGAGAAGGUCAGCCUGAAUGAUCGACUAGACAAGGCUUGUGAGCCUGGAGUGGACUAUGUGUUCAAGACCAAGCUCACCUCGAUAGAGCUGUCGGAUGACUUUGAUGAGUACAUCAUGACCAUCGAGCAGGUCAUCAAGUCAGGCUCAGAUGAGGUGCAGGCAGGGCAGGAACGCAGGUUCAUCAGCCACAUCAAGUGCAGAAACGCCCUGAAGCUGCAGAAAGGGAAGCAGUACCUCAUGUGGGGCCUCUCCUCUGACCUCUGGGGAGAAAAGCCCAACACCAGCUACAUCAUUGGGAAGGACACGUGGGUAGAGCACUGGCCUGAGGGAGAAGAAUGCCAGGAUGAGAAGAACCAGAAACAGUGUGAAGACCUCGGGGCAUUCACAGAAUCAAUGGUGGUUUUUGGCUGCCCCAACUGACUGCAGCCCAACCCUCCAAUAAAGCUUCAGUUCUGUUUCACCCAC